Messenger RNA from Amphiprion ocellaris (clown anemonefish), 2225 nucleotides. Its product is annotated as olfactory receptor 52D1-like. Gene Ontology annotation, molecular function: G protein-coupled receptor activity; olfactory receptor activity. The record is from RefSeq and is a predicted model, not a curated record. The transcript has a single exon. Gene Ontology annotation, cellular component: membrane. NCBI's taxonomy places the organism in Eukaryota, Metazoa, Chordata, Actinopteri, Pomacentridae. Bases 12 to 944 code for a protein of 310 amino acids. Gene Ontology annotation, biological process: G protein-coupled receptor signaling pathway.
GUUUCCCAACCAUGAUGGCUAAUGUUUCUGUAAUAACAGUGUUUGUUCUUUCAGGGUUAAAUGAAACAGUGAACCACAGAUCUAUUAUCUUCUUUCUCAGCUUGCUGUGUUACUGCACAAUACUUGUGGUGAAUGUUUCUCUGAUUGUGAUCAUCAUCUUGGAUAACAGCCUCCAUGAACCAAUGUAUAUUCUGCUGUGUGCUUUUUUCAUGAAUGGACUUUAUGGAACAACAGGUUUCUACCCCAAAUUUCUCUGGGAUCUGCUCUCUCCAGUUCACAUUAUCUCUUAUUCUGGAUGUCUUGUUCAGGCUCUGGUCAUGUACUCUUUUGCCUGCAGUGAUCUGUCCAUUCUUGCUCUCAUGGCCUAUGACAGGUAUCUGGCUAUAUGUCGACCACUGGAGUACCACUCUGUCAUGUCCAAGCACAGAGUCACUAAGUUAGCGUUUUUCUCUUGGUUUACACCUUUCUGCAUUGUAGCAACAAACAUCUAUCUAACAUCCAGGGUAAAGUUAUGCAGCUCACAUAUUGACAGACUGUUUUGUGUGAACUGGAGCAUUGUUCAACUGGCAUGUUUUCCAGAAGAAACCACCAUUAAUGGCAUAGGUGGAAACAUUACUAUAAUCAUUUAUGGGUUUCAUGGUCUUUUCAUAGUUUGGUCCUACUUGUAUCUCAUCAAAACUUGCACCAGUUCUUUAGAAAACAGAGCUAAGUUCAUGCAGACAUGUGUACCACAUUUGACCUCCUUAUUCACUUUUCUUUUCACUGUGUUCUUUGAUGUUAUGACUUUGCGACUUGCUUCAAAAGAUUUCCCUGAAAUGCUUCAAAACUUCAUGUCGAUAGAAUUUCUCAUCAUACCUCCUAUUAUGAAUCCUCUCAUCUAUGGUUUUAAAUUGACUAAAAUUCGAAACAAAAUUUUUCCUUCAGUUAUUUUUAAAAUCAAAUAAUUUUCUGCCUUUACUUGAAGAGGAUGUUUUAGUUGAAAUAUUUAAUUUUUAAAAAAUUAAAAUUCAUCUUACCAUGUUUAAUAUGUUUGUUUUCCUGAAGUUUCAUCACAUCUCUUUUAUUUCAAAGUUAUUUCAAAAUGUUGAUAUGAAACACUUCAUCGUACAGUCAUUCAAACUGUUGGAACUUUGUCAGCACAUCUUAGAUAAUUCAUGUAAGUCAAAUACUUCACAGUAUUAAGUCAUGAUGUGCUCUCGAUGUGGGAACUCUGUUUAAAGAGUGAAAACUGGAAUUAACCUGAUGAGUGUCUUUCUCUUUUUGUAGCAUUUUUGCUAUUGACCUUUUGAAAUAGACAAACAAAAAAUGCAAGAUUAAGCUAUGUGGGCAUUAAUUAUUUUUAGAUGUGAACAUUGAUCUUUAGUGUAAAUAUAAUUCUAAAGUGUACUAUUUGAAAAUUGUGUGGUAUUACACAACAAAGGAACCAGUCUACUAAAACAUAUUUGUGAUGCUGGAAUAAGUUUUUGUUCUCUCCUAAUGCUUAUUUCUAUAGAAGGGUUCAUAACCUGCCUUUGCUGGUCAACUGCACAUGACUACAUCCAUCAUGGCUGUAAUAGCAAAAAAACAGAGAGAGAAAUUUUAAUUUUUAAGAGUCUUUGGUGAUAUUGUAAGAACAGUUUUAAGCAAACCUCUGGGUUCUCCUGUUAAUGAUCUUUAACAAAAAGGGAUGAUUCAUGCUGGGACUUGAAUUAAAUGCACAAAUGUGUGCACUAGAUUCAGGCUCAAUCUUUACAGUGACUUAGCAUGAUGUGUUUCUGUUUGUAACCAUGGAAACAUGUUUAUUCUGAGCCCGGUAGUAACUGGUGGUCAACUUUUAAGGCUUAAAUAAAACAGUCUAUAUUUGUAUGGAACAUGCAGUGUAACUUUUAUUGUCUAAGAGUAAAAUUAAGACUGAAAUGACACUAGUCCAGUCUAUAGUGUCUCUGUGAAUCUGGCCCUGGUAGCUAGGUUCCUGCAUUUCUAGUGACAGAAUGUGAAACUGGCAUGGAUAUACUUUCAAAUCCUAAUAACAAUAUGCCAAAGAAAUCAUGUUGUUCAGCAAACCAACAACUGUUCAACAACCACUUGAAUUCCUUAUGCACCCUUAGGUGGAACUGACUAAAAUUCUGUGUUUUGUUUUGUUGUUUUGAAAACCAUAUAAUUUUGUAUGCCUUGCCUUGAAGAGGAUGUUUUAGUUGAAAAACUGCAUUUUAGAAAAUUGAUAUCCACCUUAAAAGAUUUAGUAU